GCCAUCAUUUUCGCGCUCUCGCUCUAGUUAGUGGUUGAUGAUUGGUAUUUUGUAAAAUUUUGGUUUUUAUCUGGUGAAAGUGUGAUUCUAGAUUGUGCAUGGACAUUUCCUCAAUCAGUUGAAUCGAUCUUUCAAAAUGGAUUAUAAGACUUGGUCUCGGUUUGAGGCUGUCCCAUUAUCUAAUGGAAUAGUCACCCGAAGAACGGGUCUUGACUAUCUGAAACCCCCAGCUGAGAUCCUGGCUUACUACCGAGAACACUUUGGCAUUUACUGGUUCAACAAGCUGCCGAAGACUGACAACGUAUACUCGCCCUGCUCCCAGUUGUACGGCUGCACGCUGGCGCCCGGAAUACCGCUGAUACCCAACCUGUGUCGGCGGCCGCUGCGGUCAGCUGACGAGGGGUAUGACUACACGACCUCGCGGACAUCCAGGUACACAAGGUACUCUCAGGACGACUCUCCGGACUUGACGGAACACAACAACUACAUCAAUACGAUGUUGAACAACGGACACUCUGAUCACAACAACACACAGUUGCUUGGACUGAACCUACCUCUGCCCAGACGCAGGAUAGAGUUCAAUGACUCCGGGCUUGACAGUGACAGCGAGAUAGAGACCUAUGACAACCACAUCGGUUACACCAAGACACAGGUACAUAGUCAGAAUCACGUGACCUGGUUUAGCUGGAUACUCACAAUUGUGACAACUAUUGUGACCACAGUCGUGACUACGGUCACAGAGACCAUACAACUGAGACAGACCAAGCAGUAUGACACAGUGGAUACAAGAGUUCCGCUGAAGCAGACGACAGAUGUGUCAUGGUAUCAGUAUCCUGUAUUGUGGCUUUACAAGAUGGCGUUGGCAGUACAAAAAGCUGACGUAUGGCUGCUGUGGAAGGUCAACUCUCUACUUCAAGUGGACAAAUGGGGAACUUCACAACAGAGAAGAAAAUGGGCCUUGAUACUUCUAUUGAUUCCUAUCUUACUUUGGGCAGCGUACUACCUCUAUGCUUGGCUCUCUGAAGAAGAUACUUCACCCGUCCUAGAAACAGUGACUGCUUGGACAUCUGCCCCAUUCUUGUACUUUUGGGACACCCUGUCAUUCCUGGCAGGCUGGAGCAUAUCCUGUAUGUCCUCGGGGAUCCAGUGGUUCGACGGCUCGUGGAUAUCUUACCCGUGGAUUGCCUUGGUCGGAUGGUGGGAAAGCUCUGCCGAUAACACUUCCACGGACGAUGUGAUUGAGGAGGCGUGGGAUUUGGAUUUUAGUGGGGUCACUGCUUGGAUUACGUGGCCGUUUUACAGUUUCUCCGCACUGCUGUCCAGUUUAGGAUCCUACUCGGCCAGUGCUGUUGCCACUCUAGGUGAAGGAGCUGCAACAACCUAUUCCACCGUGGUUUACGCUCUGUCAACAGCUUUGCUUUGGAUCUACGAGUUAAUAAUCGGAAUCCCUGCUGUUGUAGUGUCUGGGUUCGCUGCCUUAGUCGCGCCUUUGCAAUCCAUAUCGUGGCCAGCGUCUCCACCAACCCCUGAUUAUACUCCCUCCGCGCCACAUUACGAGUCACAGUUUAACCAACCCCCACCUAGUACCAGUAGUGCUGCCAACUGGGACCAUCUGCUGGGAGAUCAACAGCUGUUGGCUGCACUGGUCCGUCGUCUGCUCAGCAGUACGGAGUUUGAUCAGGUGUUGAAGGAGAAACAGCUGUCUAACCAGGCGCAGGUGGAAACUACGUUGAAGGCUGCUGUGGACAGAAUAGACUUGGAAGUGGACAAAGUGAGAGCAGAAUUGAGCGAUAAGAUUGUUUCUGAAGAAAGUUCUGUGGAGUCAAAAAUGGAACUUUUGAAACAAGAGAUUCAAGAUCUUCAGAUGGCUCUAAAUGCGCACAAGACACUAGUGUCAGAACAAGCAGCUUUUGGUUCAAAACUGGAGGAAAAACUGUCUACUGAUCAGUCGAGGAUCAGUGAAGACCAAGUAAUCAUAUUAAAGGAGCAGAUUCUGCUUGAGGUUGCUAAAGUAAGAGAAGAAAUCGUGGAGCAAGUAAUCAAUCUUCAGAUAAAUCAGAAAGUGGUCUCAGAAGCAAGUCCGGACAGUUCGCCGAAUCCUGUCACUUCAUCUACAGAACUUGAAGCCUUUGUGAACGCGACUGUGGAGAGACUACUGGCGAUAUACGAUGCUGAUAAAGUUGCCAAAGUAGACUACGCACUUGCUUCAUCUGGUGCGACCGUAGUGAGCACACGUUGUACUGAGACGUUCUCUACCAAGUCUGCCAACUACCAUGUGUGGGGAUACCCUCUGUGGAGCAAGGCUGGCAACGACCCUAAAGUUGCUUUGGAGCCAGGUAUAGUUGCUGGGCAGUGCUGGGCAUUCGUUGGCAAUCAAGGCUUCAUGAUCAUUGAGCUCAGCCAGAACAUCACCAUCACAGGGUUCACCAUGGAACAUCUGCCCAAGUCUCUCAGUCCCAGCGGCAAUAUAGACACGGCUCCUCAAGACUUUCAUGUUCUGGGAUUGGAGUCAGAAAAAGAUGACAUGCCCAUUUUGCUAGGGAAAUUUACAUAUCUGGACAAUGGAAAGAGUCUGCAGUAUUUUGAUGCUUUGGAGGUCGAUCACUCAUUCAAGAUGGUGGAGCUGGUGAUCGAAUCAAACCACGGCAGUUUGGAGUACACCUGCCUCUACAGGUUCAGAGUUCACGGCAGACCAAUCAGCACACCUUAAAUAUUUGCUGAUCGCUACAGACCAGGAAGACUGAUUGAGCCUUUGAUUGGUCGAUUCUUUCGUUUUAGUCCAAGGAUAUCGACCGAUCAGUUCCUUACAGACCUCAUAUGUUAAGUAUAGUGUAGGCAUUUAAAUUGGUUAAGUGUUGAGUCAAAUUCAAACUGGUAGUGUAACUUAAAGUAGAUUUUCCCACAAAUUGUAAAUAUAAAAUAAAAUGUAACAUCGUAACUUCCAUCGGUUGUGCAAUAAAUAAUGCAUUGACGGUUUGCAACUUUUCCUAGUCGAAAGGUGAAUAAAGGUGAUUUCGGUUUUCUGUUUCCCCUUUGCCUUUGACCAUCUUUAAGGUUUUUAACAUAUGCCCUGGCUCAAUGAGAUUAAAUAAUUGAUUUUGAAUACCAAUAGUAGCUAUUUUAAUGAUUAGCAUUUGAAAGUGAGUUUUGAAACAAACAAGAAAUUUCAAAAUAUUGGGAGAAAAAUAUUUUUUUUUUAGAUACAUAAAUAAAUUAAUAUUUAAACAAUAGAAUUGUGGUACCUAUAGUAAAUAUUGAGCCACAGAUGUUUUUCCCGGCUGAACAAUGAAGAAAGAAGGUGAAAGUAAUUAAUUAGCUUUAGAGUGUCCUUUUGAAGUUUUGAUUUUGAAUUUGGAUUUUUGGCUUGUUUGGAUUUUUAAUAUUUAUGUCUAGAUUUUUAUUUUGUAUUUUAUGGAUUUUCAAAACCUUGCUUGUUUUGUCUGUGACUCGUAUGAUAGAAUUUAACUCGGUUUUGUUUACGUGCAUUAAUAGCGUUAGGCAUGGUACAAUGUUACAAAAUAGAUUAAAUAAUUUAUUGUAAAUUAUUUUUAGUUACCUUGUACUGUAUUUAGUUUUAAUAUAAGCAAUACUUAAAUAUUUUAAAAUGUUUUUACAACUUUGUAAACUUUAUACUUUUGUGUUAUAUUUCCAUUUUUGAAAACAUUCUCACUUUGGAUUAUAUUUUUAUUGCUUAUAUUUUAAUCACUAUAUAAAAAAGGAAAAUGUACCAAAGAUGUAUUCUUGUGUCAUAAUAGAAUAUUUAACGGUAAAUAGAUUAAUGUACAUAAUAUUAUCAGCAAGAUUUUUGAAUACUUUUAUUGGGUCUUAAAUAUUUUAAGAUUGUAUUUACAUUUUGUUAUAUUUUUUAUUCUUCAAUCUGAUUGCAAUUAUAUCUUGAUCUAUCAGAAUUAUUUUCUGCUCUUAAACUUUGUUAGUUUGUAAGUAUUAACUGUUAUUCAUAUUAUUUUAGUGUACACAGUGUUAAAGUACAAAUAUUGUUAAGCGUUGUUAUUUUUGUUGUGUGAAUCCAUUUCUCAAUUUAAUUCUUGUAGAAAACUUAUUCAAUAAUUUGUUACCAGAUAAUAAAAGUUGUAUGAAAGUUAAGUACUUAUUUGCAUGAAUUCCGGUUUCUACAGUUAUGUUUGAUAGUUUUUUUUCAAAUUUAUCAAUAAGUUUUGAUAUUUGUUAUGUUCUGAUUAAUAAUUUAUUACUAUGAAUUGAAAACCUAAGCAAACCAGGAUAAUUAUUGAAUUUGUGUCUAAAAGUUUAUUUAUCUUAUUUAAUACAUCACAUUGCAUCCUUAGAUGGGGAAAAAAUUUUGUCUGAGACAGGAUCUGUAAAUUGUUUAGUCAGUAACAAGAUCACAGUAGAAAAAAAAAACAUAAAGUAACUAUGAAUUGUACUUCACAUAAAAUAUCACUUGAUCUGCAGGGUAAUUUUAUUGUUUGAAACUUAUGAAUAGUGAACCAAAAACAUUUUAUAAUUCAAGAUACAAAAUUAACCUUACCUUUCUCUGAAAAUUUCCGUUGAAAGAGCACAAAUAUUCCUCAACACAUCAUUAUGUGUUCACCGUUUGCUUUUAUUUAUUGUUUUGGAUAACGAUUUUCUGUGUUUGUAGGUUAAGUUUUUGAUUUUUUUUGUUUUUUCGUGUUUUCCUGCAUUUUUUUGUUUCUGAUGUUUGAAUUAAGUUAUUAGCCUAUGUGUUAGACUUUAUUAAAAAAAAAAAAAAUGUUUGUUAGGCAAACUGGUCCAAGAGAAUGGAACAAUUUACAUAAUAAAUCUAAAUCCUUUUUUAUAGCCUUGAUAAUCGGUAAAAUUUGUCUCUUGGUUUUCUGAUAUUGUUUAGUAAUCCACCAGUUUGAAAAUCAUGCUGAAUUCUAAUAACUCUUGGCAAAAUAAUCUUUUGGCAAAUUGAAUCAUAGUUCAGGACUUCCUUCGUAUGUUCAUAUUUUUACAGAAUUUUCAAUUGUUUUACGAAUUGGCUCACAAAAAGUUUUGCCUUUUUCACUCUCUGGUUUCAUGUGACUAAACUGUUUGUAAUUUUUAGGACGUUUGUAUCUAUUUACUUCAAACAACACACAGUGAAACCUCGAUAACAAGUCUCUUUUGAUAAAAAUACCGUAAUUUUAAAAUCCCAUAGAAUUCUAGAAUUUAUUUGCCCCUAAUUACCCCGAUAAGAAGUCAACCAUGAUAACAAGUCUUAUUUUAUAGUCCCCAUGAGAGUCUUUUUGAGGUUCUCAGUAGUUUUUAAACACGUUUUGUCUUUUGUUGAAUGCCUGAACAGAUCAUUAGUCAUCAUAAUUAAUCGUAAACAUAGUUAUCAAAAAUCUUGAAUAAAAUAGUAAGUAACGCACUUGUGCCUUUAGGAUACAAAAUGAUAAAAUUUAUCAUUUUACAUUUAAUGUAAAUAAUGUACAAAAUGUAGAGUGUAAAGUGCAAUUUGGUUUGUCUUUUUAUAAAUUUUAUUGCAAAUCUUUAUUCGUAGGAUUUUGAUUUUACCACCUGCUAAAUGAGUUUUGUCAUUAAAAAACAUUGUGAUCUGAAAA
This is a messenger RNA of Macrosteles quadrilineatus (aster leafhopper), 5546 nucleotides long. RefSeq lists its product as uncharacterized. Lineage: Eukaryota; Metazoa; Arthropoda; Insecta; Hemiptera; Cicadellidae. The record is from RefSeq and is a predicted model, not a curated record. Gene Ontology annotation, biological process: nuclear envelope organization. Gene Ontology annotation, cellular component: nuclear envelope; meiotic nuclear membrane microtubule tethering complex. The transcript has 19 exons. The coding region runs from base 137 to 2710 and encodes 857 amino acids. Gene Ontology annotation, molecular function: protein-membrane adaptor activity.